Messenger RNA from Colias croceus (clouded yellow), 793 nucleotides. RefSeq lists its product as uncharacterized. The transcript is spliced from 3 exons. Lineage: Eukaryota; Metazoa; Arthropoda; Insecta; Lepidoptera; Pieridae. Bases 98 to 487 code for a protein of 129 amino acids. The record is from RefSeq and is a predicted model, not a curated record.
GUCAUUCAAAUUUCAAUUCAAACAAAACAAAAAUAAAUUUGCAAAAAGUAAACAAAUAAAUUAGAAACACAGAAGGAAUUAAAUCUUCUGAAAUAUAAUGACAGAAUCCAACAAUUUUAAAGUUCCUGAGCCUCGUAAAGUCGGCGUGUGGACAGAAGGCGUACCAAUACAGUCAAAGGAAUUUGUUAUUCCCAAGAAGUCUCCAGAAUCAUUAGACGAUAUACCGACUCUUCCGGAUCUAGAUGACUUACAGGAUAUGUUUGAAAAAGAGUUAUCGAAACCACCAGCGUCAGACAGAAAGGACAAAGAAACUGCAUACACUCUGGCUGAAGUUGGAGGAGGUAUAUCUGGAUCUGUGGAAGGUGUAGAAGCAGCUUUAGAAGUUCUAAAGUCGUAUAUAUCUCCAGAAGAGUCAGAUUCUGCUGAUACUGUGUGGACAAUUGAUUCCUUACUCACACAACUUGCUGAAGAGUGUGAUGAAUCUUAGUUUUAUAACACAAUAUUACUUUAUUUACGUAGGUACCAUGAAAUGAUUAGAAUCAUUUUCAGAUAUUUAUUUGUUAAGUUGUAUGUUAUAGUUUGAGCAAUCAUAUGACAAGACCAACUUAAUUUUUUUCUUAGAUUAUGUAUUUCUAGACCAGAAAAUUGUGAAAUUAUGAAGUUGUAUAUGAUGAACUUGGCACAAUGAAGAAUGAACACAAAUAAUAACUUUUUUUAUACACUCUUCUGUUUUCUUGCUUAUCUUAAAAACGCUAGAAAAUAGUUUUAGUUCAAGUUUCUGGGUGACAGGAUA